Solea solea (common sole) is the source of this 309-nucleotide messenger RNA. RefSeq names its product collagen alpha-1(XII) chain-like. The transcript is spliced from 3 exons. NCBI's taxonomy places the organism in Eukaryota, Metazoa, Chordata, Actinopteri, Pleuronectiformes, Soleidae. Bases 1 to 309 code for a protein of 102 amino acids. The record is from RefSeq and is a predicted model, not a curated record. Gene Ontology annotation, biological process: endodermal cell differentiation.
AUGUUGAGCCGAGCUUCAUGUAACACAUCAGCAAAGGCCGACAUCGUGGUGCUGGUGGACGGCUCCUGGAGCAUCGGUCGCAGCAACCUCAAACACAUUCGUAGCUUCAUCUCUCGCAUGGUCAGCGUCUUCGACAUUGGCCCUGACAGAGUCCAGAUUGGUCUGGCUCAGUACAGCGGUGACCCAAAGACCGAGUGGCACCUGAACGCUCACCCGACCAAAGAGUCGCUGCAGGAGGCCAUCGCUUACCUGCCGUACAAAGGCGGGAUCACCAUGACAGGUGAUUUCUCAAGCUCUUUGUUCGAUUAA